AUGGAGGAAGUUGUUAUGUUACUCCUUGUGGCCUUACCUGUGUCUGUGAUUGUGGUUCUUAGCGUUCUUAUUAUCGCGUUUUCCAGCAAGACAGAGAAGAACAAUGAGAGUCCUGCUGUUAUCUCCAGCAAGAUGAAGAAAAAGAAAAAGAGUCUUGUGGGUGGAAGAGGAAGCAUUCAUAGUGUAGGUGAUGGUGGUAUUGGCAUGGCUACUCUCACUAGCAUAACAUGUAGUGGAGGUGGUGAUGGUCAUUUUGGUGGAGGAAGGGGUGGUGGUGGUGGUUUUGUUGGAGGAGGCGGUGGCAGAGGAGGAGGAGGUGGUGGUUUUGGUGGAGGAGGGGGUGGUGAUGGCGGUGGUGCAGGAGGUGGAGGUGGUGAUGGCGGAGGAGGAGAAGGUGGAGGAGGAGGAGGAGGAGGAGGAGGAGGAGGUGGUGAUGGCGGAGGAGGAGGAGGUGGUGAUGGUGGCGGAGGAGGAGGAGGAGGAGGAGGAGGUGGUGGUGGUGGAGGAGGCGGUGGAUGUUGA
This is a messenger RNA of Solanum stenotomum, 522 nucleotides long. RefSeq names its product glycine-rich cell wall structural protein 1.0-like. The coding region runs from base 1 to 522 and encodes 173 amino acids. The transcript has 2 exons. Lineage: Eukaryota; Viridiplantae; Streptophyta; Magnoliopsida; Solanales; Solanaceae. The record is from RefSeq and is a predicted model, not a curated record.